UAUAAUUUCAGUUCAGAAUAUUUAAACGAAAUGCAAUGUAUAAUUCAGUUAGGACGUUCUCAAGACACUAUACUAAUGGGUGGUCAUCAAGAAAAGCUAAUUGAGUUUAACCUAAAUUUGUGUAAAGAAACAAACAUAAUAAAUGCUGGAGAAAAUGGAUGUGCUAUAUUAAGGCAGAAUGCUAAUAGAACUGUAUGUUGUGGAGAUCCUACUGGAGUAAUAAAGCUUCGAGAUCCAAGAAAUAUUUCAAAAAUUAUUUACACUGUAGAGGCGCAUUCAGGCAGUUUAUCUGAUUUUGAUGUUCAUGAUAAUUUGUUAGUUAGCUGUGGAUUUAACAACACACAUGGAUCCAUGGAGCUAGAUCAAUUUUUAGCUGUACACGAUUUAAGAAUGAUGAGAUCUGUUUCUUCUAUUCCUAUGAUUAUUGAACCAUUUUUAUUAAGAUUCAUGACUUCAUACUCAUCACGCAUUGCAGUUGUAUCAACAAUAGGACAAUGCCAACUUGUUGAUACAGUUGCUUUGACGGAACAAAAUAUGAAUCUUUAUCAGAUGAGAGGUGCUGAAGAAGGAGCAAUGGCCCUUUCUAUGGAUGUAUCUCCUUCAAGUCAAGCAAUUAUAAUAGGAGAUAAUGUGAGUACAUUACAUUUAUUAACCACAGCAUCCACUCAGUUUAAUACUUUGGCAAGAGAAACAAUAUUUGCCCAAUCAAUGGAACCACCUUCUUGUGGUCCUAUCAGUAUCACAGAUGAGUUAGCUGAUUAUUCUAAUAUUCCAUUACCUCAUUGUGAUGGACCUUUAGCAUCAGAGUUACCCGAUAUAUUUCUCACUACAAUUUACAGGAAAACACCACCAAUAGAUAUGAAUAUAUUAUCUACAAUGAAAAUGAAAGGAACUGUUGGUUAUGCUCCAAACCCAAAUAAUCGCAAACGAAAUCAAGUUGCAUAUUUCAACACUAUAUCUGAGUCACAAAAUAAUGUUAAUCAUACCCGAUCAAAUGAUGAAGAAUGUGAAUCCCCAACAUUUGUAGCAAUACCUCGAAGAUAUAGAAAAAUUGAUUUGAAAUUUAAAAGUGAAGAUUUUGAUCAUGAACAAUAUAAUAAAACUGGAUUCAGUGGUUUAGAAUCCAAUGUUCCCAACUCAUACUGCAAUCCAAUGCUUCAAGUUUUAUAUUUUUUGGAACCACUGCGGAAAAUUUUAAUGUCACAUAUAUGUCAAGAAGAAUUUUGUUUAAGUUGUGAAUUAUCAUUUUUAUUUUAUAUGAUGAAUAAAUCUAAAGGGGUACCAUGUCAUUCCGGGAAUUUUUUAAGAGCCCUUCGUAAUGCUCAUGAUGCUACAGCUCUAGGACUCAUAUUGCCUGAACAUAACAAUGCCGAAAUGAAAAAUAAAAUCAAUAUCAGUAUUUUAAUUCAAAACUGGAAUCGGUUUAUUUUGCAUCAAAUUCAUUUGGAGCUUUUGAGAUCAAAAAAGAGUUUAACUGAUGAACAAGAGAAAUGUAUUUUCAAAGAUACAGAUUUUCCAACACCAACAUCAUUCAAUAAACCUUGUCGAUAUGGUAGCAAUUGUACCAGACAUAGUUGUCGAUUUAUGCAUCCUGGACAAGUACCUGCAGUUCCAGAAACAAAUAAUUCCAUGAGCUUGUCUCAGUUAUAUUACACACACUCAUGGCUACCAUUGAGUAUCAAGGCUGAACUUGAACCUGAUGGAGAAUUAAAACUAUUUAAAUAUGAUGACGAAGAAGAAGAUUGUAAAUCUUCCAAUAUAUAUGAUUUGCACGCUGUUGUAUGUUAUAUACAUGAAGAUCGUAAAAAUCUUGUAUCUAUAGUGAACGUGAGCAAAGCUUAUCAUGAACAUAUAUCAGCUAGUAACCCAUCAUCUCAAUGGUACAUAUUCAAUGAUAUAAGUGUGUCCCCAGUCAUAGGACAAGAAGCCGUUUGGUUUAGUUUGGAUUGGAAAAUUCCUUGUAUUUUAUAUUGGGUGUCAAGAAAUAAUGAAGUCAAUAUUGAUAUUGGAAGUGAUGCUAGUGACCCGGUUAUUACAGCUAAAGUGUUCACUGAAAGUGUUUAUUUGAAUUCUUCAUCAAAUAGUAAUGAUGUUAUUUUAGAUGAAGAAAUUCCUAAAUCAGGUGAACUGGUAGCUAUUGACGCUGAAUUUGUUACUCUUAAUCAAGAAGAAUCUGAAAUAAGAAGUGAUGGUCGAUUGGCCACAAUUAAACCUGUACAAAUGGCUGUGGCAAGAAUAUCAUGUAUUCGAGGUGAAGGUCCAAAUGAAGGCAAACCUUUUAUAGAUGAUUAUAUUUCAACUCAAGAGCAAGUUGUUGAUUACCUUACAAAAUUUUCCGGUAUCAAUCCUGGUGAUUUAGACAUUAGCAGAAGUUCUAAAAAUCUUACCACUCUCAAGUCCACGUAUAUGAAAUUGCGGUAUUUGGUUGACAAUGGAAUUAAGUUUAUUGGCCAUGGUCUAUACAAUGAUUUUAGAAUGAUCAACUUGAUGGUACCACCUGAACAAGUAAUCGAUACUGUAGCCUUAUUCCGACUUCCACAUCAACGGAAUGUAUCGCUGCGUUUUUUAGCCUGGCACUUUUUAGGGAAUAAAAUUCAAUCUCUUACUCAUGACUCUGUUGAAGAUGCUCGGGCUGCAUUACAAUUAUAUCAAUGUUACAAAACACUUGAAAAAGAUGGAACGUUGCAAGCAAGACUAGAAGAGCUUUACAAAUGUGGAAAAAAGAUGCUCUGGGUUGUGCCUGGUGAAUAGAACAAAUGUGUGAUACUUAAAUAAUAUAUU
Diuraphis noxia (Russian wheat aphid) is the source of this 2781-nucleotide messenger RNA. RefSeq names its product PAN2-PAN3 deadenylation complex catalytic subunit PAN2 (gene PAN2). Lineage: Eukaryota; Metazoa; Arthropoda; Insecta; Hemiptera; Aphididae. Gene Ontology annotation, molecular function: poly(A)-specific ribonuclease activity; protein binding; nucleic acid binding. The record is from RefSeq and is a predicted model, not a curated record. Gene Ontology annotation, biological process: mRNA processing; nuclear-transcribed mRNA poly(A) tail shortening. Gene Ontology annotation, cellular component: P-body; PAN complex.